Molecule: messenger RNA, 1540 nt
Organism: Centropristis striata (black sea bass)
Lineage: Eukaryota; Metazoa; Chordata; Actinopteri; Perciformes; Serranidae
Exons: 10
Coding region: 89-1468 (459 amino acids)
Source: RefSeq, a predicted model, not a curated record
CAACCGAGUAAAGAACAGAGAGUUGUGUUCAUGGAGAAAGUUUGGUUUCUGUCGUGACUCCGCACAAAAGUACAGUUAAAUAACAGUCAUGUCCAGCAGAAGUAAGCCAAACCCUAUGUGCUAUAGGAGUGACAUCCAAAAACUGCUGCUGGCUGCUGAAGCUGGUCAGAAGGCUGAUAUCCUGACCUACUCCUCAGGUCAUCUGGGGCCUCACAGCCUGAACCACAGUCAGCCUAACAGAGAGACAACAAAGCAGUCUUUCUGGAGGACAUCUCAGAGCCUAAAAGAAACCCAAAACCCUGUGACACCCAAGCAGACACGGACAAAGAGACUGACCUAUGUAAAGAAGAAAUUGAUGAAAGAGUGUCCCCCUGAGUUCUCCACUGGCACUGCUUUAGUAGAGUCUGAAGUGACUUUGUAUUCUACGAAAGCAGUAUCAGCAGACUUCAAUGAACUCUUAAGGCCAAGACAAGAUCAAGUUAGUGAUUGCUCAUCACAUGAAGACAAGAGAGAAGAUAUGAGUCGACCUAAGAUAGUCAACUGUUCCUCAAAAUCUUUGGCGGUCAAGCUGAAAACCUUUUCCCAGAAAUCAUCUAAGUCUUCAUGUGAUCAGGAGGGAAAACAGCAAUCUGACCAAGAAGAUCUGAAUAAUGAAGGCCAGCUUAAGACAAAACAACAGUUUGGCAGGCAGGUCAUAGCCAAGCAGGACCUCUGGGCUGGAAUAAACGUUGCUGAAAUGCAUGAGCGGAAACUACAAAAGGAGCUGAGGAGCUUGUCAGCGCAAAGCUGGCCCAGCAGAGACCGCCUUGCGGUGUUCAGUGACGUCUUUGAUGAUGUAUGUGAAGGCUCGCCAGUAUUUGGACGCAUCCUGAGGGAAAUUAAGACAGAAUACGAUUUGUAUGUCAACCACUUGAUGGCCUCCCAGUCAUCACUCCACAGCAUGUCAUGGGAUACUUCACUCCAAGAUCUUGGCAAUAGCACAGUAAGACAAAUGGAGUUGGAAGAGGCUGAAAAAGAGGUUUGCAAGCUGGAGCAAGAGGCCAGAAAAGCUCUAGAGGAGAAUAAACGACUCCAAAAUGAAUCACAGAAUGUUCCAGCUCUCAAAGGCCCAGAGGACAGUGACAUGAAGAAUACGUCUCUGACAGGGCUGCAGGGCAGAGGAACUGGUAUUAACAAUGUCCAAUCCAAGAGACUUCAGGUGUUGGACACGUGGAAGGAGGUCCAACAGCUGGAGGAAGAGAUUAAGAAGAAGCCGGUGUCCUCUGCUACAAUCACAGCCACAAAAAGAUGCAUCAAAGACCUAAAGUCAGAGAUAAUGAGACUGAUAGCCUCAAAUGACUGUCUAAAGACCGCCAACAAGGAUCUGGAAAACUACGUCAACAUGGUGCUGAAGAGAGAGAAAGCAAGCAAGGCUGCAACACGGAUGUUGUGGGACGAAAUACAUUGUGAUCUACCAACAGCUUCAUAAGCGAGGAAACCAGAGUAUCAUUUCCUGAGAUGGCUUUUCCAAAGUGCAAUAAAAUAAAGGAAUAUGUAUUUA